Molecule: messenger RNA, 558 nt
Organism: Cladocopium goreaui
Lineage: Eukaryota; Dinophyceae; Suessiales; Symbiodiniaceae
Source: the annotation of a GenBank genome assembly
AUGUUGGAAGAAGGGCUUCGUGAUAAAAAUGGGCAUCACUUCACAGCUUGCUGUUUGCAGGUUUGCGGGGACUGGCAGUGGCUGGUGAAGGCUGGCCAGCUAGGUGUACCAUGGGAAAACUAUCGCUCCAACACUGUUCCAGACUGGUGGGCCACCAUGCAUGUGGAAAGUCCCUUUGUUGGUGAACCUGCGUUGAACAGCACCUAUGCAAAUGGGCAAUGGUCCAAGGGUCACGUAACAACGAAGUUGUGUUGUUUCUUUGAAGCUUGGGCAUCAGAACAAAACCUUGAGGAGGAUGACCUCAUGAGACUUGCUCUGGAGACUUCCAAGAGAAUCAGCAUGCAUGCUACGCGCAUUGGCUUGCGGAAGGGUUUAUCACUUGGUGAUGCUGGGGCAAAAGGAAUGGUGGAGAGACUCAGUGCAAGGAGCCUGGUUUUGCAGGCCACUGCUGAUUGGCCGUUGGCGAGUGUGGAGCUGGGCCACCUUACGCUUCAAAAUCAGUCAAGUGAGUCGUCAGCUCAAAGCCACGAAGCAGAAAUGGAACGUAUUCAAGAAUAA